Centruroides sculpturatus (bark scorpion) is the source of this 1018-nucleotide messenger RNA. Its product is annotated as phospholipid-metabolizing enzyme A-C1-like. Lineage: Eukaryota; Metazoa; Arthropoda; Arachnida; Scorpiones; Buthidae. The transcript has a single exon. Gene Ontology annotation, cellular component: cytoplasm. Gene Ontology annotation, biological process: N-acylphosphatidylethanolamine metabolic process. Bases 89 to 499 code for a protein of 136 amino acids. The record is from RefSeq and is a predicted model, not a curated record. Gene Ontology annotation, molecular function: A2-type glycerophospholipase activity; glycerophospholipid phospholipase A1 activity.
CGAUGUAGCUGUUGGUUGUAUAUUUCUUAGAUAAUCCGGAUUUCGCGGAGUGAGAACUGAGAAGAAGUUUUGGGUCCGAAUGGUCUAAAUGGAGUUCGACUGCACUAAUUACGGUUUGAGAUCGUUUGUACCGGCGACAGAUUUUCAAGCCGAAGUAGGAGAUCUGAUAGAAAUUGAUCGUACAUUAUAUUCUGACUGGUGUUUGUAUGUUGGAGACGGCAACGUGGUCACGUUGACUGGACAAGACAUUCCGACAAAACAUGUCACCGUCAAGUUAGCUUCCCUGGUCGACGUUGCUGGAGUCAGUGGAGUCAGAAUAAACAAUAAAGAAGUGCCAGCCAAAGAAAAAUCUCUUCCACCUCUUCCAGUCGAUGAGGUAUUACAGAGAGCAUUGGCUGUGAUCGGGACUAAAGUCAAUUAUAACUUUUUAACCAAAAACUGUGAACACUAUGUAACUGAAUGGAAAUAUGGCCGAGGAUGGAGUGAUCAGGUAAAAUAAAUAUUAUCGUUUCGAUUUAUUUUUAAUAUCUUUUUUAUAAUUUACGUGCAAGAAUUAUGUCAGCUCUUAAUAUAAAUCCUCUUAAUAAUUACAUUAAAUUAAUUGCACGAUGAUAAUGAUGGUGUGACUAGCGGAAUACGUGAAUUUCACUCUUGGUAAAUUGAUGUGGUUAGAGAAAUUGAUUAAUAAAAAAAACAAUUUUUUAAUUAUUUUAAUUGAAAAGAAUGAAUAAACAAAUAGAUGACAAUUAAGUAAAAAAAAAAUAUAUAUAUAGAAUUUUAUAAGGUAUCCAAACAAAAGGAAUUGUGCAUAUAUUUUAUUGGUAUAUCUAAGGUAAAACUGAGAUUAAAUGCAGUAAAAUGUUGAAAAAUUGAGCAUGUUCUUCGUAAUCCAUCGGCAUUGCUUGCAAUUUUUUCUUAAACUUGCUCCAUCUCAUUCUUAUUGUGAUAUGCAAGAAAGAUAUUUUAUAUCUAAAAAUUUGUGAAAGUAUACAAUAUAUAUGUCAAUUAUUUAAGCCAU